Tetranychus urticae (two-spotted spider mite) is the source of this 1158-nucleotide messenger RNA. The record is from RefSeq and is a predicted model, not a curated record. Lineage: Eukaryota; Metazoa; Arthropoda; Arachnida; Trombidiformes; Tetranychidae.
UUAAACAUUGCGUUUCUUUCAUUAAAAUUGAUUUAAAAUGCCUGUCGAUUUGAAAAUUAAAAUUGAGACAAUCCUUAGUUUUAAAUUGUAUUAUUUACUGACUAUCUUUGUUAUAUUCAACAACUUCCAGAGUAUUCACUCGUUUCCUCACAUUGAUAUAGCCGCCUUUUUACAUCCACAUGCGACUGAGCUUCCAGAAAUAUCCACCAAUGUGCUUCCAAAGCAUCGAUACUCACAAUUGACUUGUGACGAAUCAAAAUUCUCUUGUGGCGAUUCUUGUAUUCCACUUGCAUGGAAAUGUGAUGGAGCACUUGAUUGUAAAGAUGGUUCCGAUGAAACAGGAUGUAAAGGUUGUGCUAAAGAUAUAGAUUUAUUUGCAUGUGCGAAUGGUAGAUGUAUUCCCAGCAAUUUUCUUUGCGAUUCAGAAGAUGAUUGCGGUGACAAAUCGGAUGAAGUAAAUUGUAAAAUCUCGUGUCCAUCUUACAAGUUUACUUGUUCCAUUGGUAAUAAGUGUAUCGAUAAAGCAUUAAAAUGUAAUGGUAUUACAGAUUGUCCUGAUGAAUCAGACGAAAAAGAAUGUGGUCAUGAAUGUUCAGAAAAGGAGUUUAGGUGUGACGAUGGUACUUGUAUUGAAAAAUCAUUCCGUUGUGAUCAAAUUAUUGACUGUAAAGAUCAAAGUGAUGAGAUUGGUUGUGAUACUAAAAUUCACCGUAAGGACACUACACAUAAAAGACCAGAAUCAUCAGUUGAUUUUAUGAAUCUUUUCAACUUUUUGGCAAAUUUCGGUGCUUAUUCAACAAUUGAACGCGUUAAUACAAAGAAUGGCUCUAAGAUGGAAAUUGUACUAAAAGCGAACUCUGUGUCUACGAUUGGUGUAGCUAUUAGCGCUGAAAAUGUCAAAGUAUAUUGGAUCAAUGGCACACAUGGUACUUUGGUCAAUAGCAAUGGAUUGGACAAAGAAAACCCCUGAUUUCAUCUUUGAUUAAAUAUGCUUUUUCUUUGCAAAUAAGGCUCUGAAUUGCAAGCAGAGAUGACAGACCAAAACUAUGAUCCAGCACCUUUUAAUUUAAAUGUCAAUUUUAUAACCUGUUGCCUUAAUGCUAAAUGUAAUCUUUGGCCAAAUAAAUUAAAAUAAACUCUCAAAAGCUGGUUGUCACU